Molecule: messenger RNA, 4322 nt
Organism: Peromyscus californicus insignis
Lineage: Eukaryota; Metazoa; Chordata; Mammalia; Rodentia; Cricetidae
Product: NXPE family member 4
Exons: 15
Coding region: 1584-3215 (543 amino acids)
Source: RefSeq, a predicted model, not a curated record
UUGGAAGUCAGAACCGGAACUCCUCACUGAGCUAAGUAGGGUGAUGAGGAGUUUGAAGUGUGCUAUUCAGUUUUCUGAUGCAUACCCAGACGGUCUAAGAGUUUGACUGGAGUCAGCGGUGGUAGUGACAGAUUCCAAAUCUCUUCGUUUCCCGUGUUCUUGGAUUACUCCUGUGGUGAUGUGAUCCUCCGUUCAGAAGUUUGGACAGUGGCCUCCUGUUUCCCCAGCUUUCUGACUGGCAGAUGUCUCUGGAUUGGCUAGAACACCUGCAGGUGUCUCCUAUGGCUGGCGGCUGGAAUCUGACUUUCAUCAGUGCUAAAGACCCAACCUCAGGAAGCCCUGCAAAAAGAAUCAGGACACAAUCACAGUUGCCUACAGCUGUGCUGUUAUAAUUCUCCUAAUAAAUCAUGGGACCAACAGGCAAGAUGUCUGUGUUCGGGAUUCACUCCACUGUAACACCAAGAUUGUGGAAUGAGGCCUUUCUACCACGAGAAUGAAAAUAAGGGUAGAAAAAUGCUUCCUGGACUGUUUAGCAUUGAGACAAGGACCACUCACAGAGUGUUCAGCAGAAUGACUUCCCCUCUCUAACAACCCAAGGGUUGAGGUCUGGGCUCAUCCAAGGCUUUCCCUACAGCCCUUAUUUGUGGAGAAGAAACAUAGCUCUUUUUCAAACUCUGGAGCACACUUGACCGAGCCAGUAACAGCGUGGGGCCAGGACCUUGGGAGCUUUUCUCUGAGGCCCUGAUGGAGAUGGAACACAGCUGCUUCUCAAAACCAGGACCCUGUUACUGAAGAACGACCGGCUGCUGGUCCAGGUUGCCUAGGAAUGUUGCCUAUAAUAUUUGACAACAUGCAUCCAGAAUACCAUGUCCUGAGUCAAUGAAAAGUAUGAACAAUUCAAGAUAUAUCCUCGUCCCUUCUAGAAUCAAGUUAUACUCAAUGACCCAACUGGCCCUAAGAAAUAAAACCCAGGGUGAAGGGCUUUGGAGGUCCCUCCACUGUGAUGUGACAGGGGUAUGUGCAUGCCCAUGACAAGGCUCAAGCAGCUUUCCAAAGUCUAAGGUUAAAAAAAAAUCUCUGGAAUAUAUGAACUUAGCAGACCACUCGCUUCCAUCAACCAAAACUAAGAAUUUCUCAUCGGAGAGCAUCUGGGAGUGCGAGAGAGUUUGGUUGCUUUGCUGUCACACCCCUACCCAGCCUUCCCACUGAGAUGAGAGGCCCUGACACUUGACAGUCAUCAGGUGAGGAGCCAAUAGAAAUCUACAGCAUCAUGAACUUCUAGGGCAUGGUCCUGAAAUGUGUGUCCUUGGUCUGAAUGUCAUCUGACUCACUGCAGUGUGAUUAGACAGUGAAAGCAGGAAGAUCUGGAGUUUGAGGCUAGCCAGGGCUACAUGAGACUCUACAAAAACCAUCAAGGAGAAGUGGAGGUUGGUGAUGUGUUCAAACACACAUAAGCUCUUAUAAAGGGAAGGCCAUACAGUGGUAGCACCCUACCGGCCACAGAAGGAGCCUCCCCACCAAGCUCACCCAGUUCUUAGAAAUGAGACCAAACCAGGCCUUUAUGUUAAAGGACAAUUUGAACCAUGAAAACGAUGACCAGUCGUAAGUCACUGUGGGUGCUGCUGUUUAUAGCUAUCUUCUGGGUCUCAUUUACAGUUUUCAGAAACCCAUCAAAGAUAUGGGUUCACUUCAAGUUGCCUGUGUCCUUCAGUCACCAGAAUUUGGUCACAACAUCCUCAUGCCCUACAGUGCCUCUGAACCUACCAGUUGCACCAAAAGGGACAGAGCUGAGAGUCAGGGAGGUCCUAGAGAAACUAGACAAACAGAUCCCGCCCAGGCCUUUUGCCCAUCUCAACACCACCACCAGCGCCACUCACAGCACAGCCACCAUCCUCAACCCUCGAGACACACACUGCAUGGGGGAAAAACUGGAUGUGCUGUUGGAAGCCAGGGACCACCUGGGACGCAGGAAGGAGUAUGGUGGAGACUUCCUGAGGGCCAGGAUGUCCUCCCCAGCCCUGAAGGCAGGAGCUUCUGGAAAGGUGACAGACUUCAACAAUGGCACCUACCUUGUCAGCUUCACUCUGUUCUGGGAAGGCCCGGUCUCCCUGUCUAUCCUGCUCAUGCAUCCCAGUGAAGGAGUGUCAGCUCUCUGGAGAGCAAGGAAACAGGGCUACGACAGAAUCAUCUUCACUGGCUGGUAUGUAAAUGGAACCUCUCAGGUCCACACUGAGUGUGCCUUGGUUCUAAACUCAAGUGUCGAACUCUGCCGAUAUCUGGACGCCCAGUACCAAGAAGCAUUCUACUGUGUGAAGCCUCCAAAUGUACCCUGUGCGGCUCUUACCCACAUGCAUUCGAAGAACAAAGAAGUUUCCUAUCUUAGGCAGCAAGAGAGGAGCCUCUUUGAAAGGUCAAAUAUAGGUGUGGAGAUUAUGGGAAAAUCCAAUGUGAUUAGUGUCUCCAAAUGCAACAAAGAAGCUGUUCCAGCAAAAGAGAGAUGCAAGCUCGGGAAGGCAUCUGCAAUCCCCAGUGGGCACGUCUGGAAAAACACCUGGAUUCCAGCCUCCUGUAGUUUGGCUCCGAUCAAAAUGAAAGACUGCCUGAGAGGAAAAUUCAUCCAUCUGAUGGGGGAUUCCACAAUCCGCCAGUGGAUGGAAUACUUCAAAAGCAGUAUCAACACACUGAGGUCUGUGGAUCUGCAUGAGACUGGAAAACUGCAACAUCAACUCGCUGUGGACUUGGAUGAAAAUAUCAACAUCCAGUGGAAAAAACAUGGUUACCCCCUUAUUGGGUCAUUGGUCUACUCUGUCAAAGAGAUGGAGUACAUUGCACGGAUAAUUGACAGAACUGGAGGAGAGAAAAACACGGUCAUUGUCAUUUCUCUGGGUCAGCAUUUCAGACCUUUCCCCAUUGACCUCUUCAUCCGAAGGGCCCUCAAUGUCCACAAAGCUCUUCAGCGUCUUCUCCUGAGAAGCCCAGACACUAUGGUUGUCCUCAAAACAGAAAACGUCAGGGAGAUGAGCAGUGACGUGGAAAGACUAGGUGACUUCCAUGGUUACACCCAGUACCUUGCCUUAAAAGAUAUUUUCCAGGACCUCAAUGUGGGUGUCAUUGAUGCCUGGGAUAUGACAAUUGCAUAUGGCACAAAUGAUGUCCAUCCACCACAGCAUGUGGUUGGAAGUCAAAUUAAUAUAUUCUUAAAUUAUAUUUGCUAGCAAACACAUAACUCUGAAAGUCACUCAUUGAAUUUCAAAGAUGCAGUGAAUUCUGCUGGCAUGUCAGGUACCAGGAUGUCCCAGUUAGUCCAAGGAGUUAGUCUUCACUCUGGUCCAUGUGAUCCACCCAGUUCAGCCUGACUAGGCCCUAGACUGGGCUUCUGCUUCAAGUUGAAGCUCAAAAGAAUCAAUGAAUGGUCCUCCCUUUUUGAUCAGGUCCUCUCUUUUCUGAUCAGAGCCAACCUAUUCUUCAUCAAUUAGAAGUUAGGAUUCCCUUGGGUGAGUCCAGGAAAAUUAAGUAAUUUUGUAUAAUAUUUUUAAAGGUCUUUGAUUCAAUUUGUAAAUAUUUUUGUGGAGACUUUUUAUAUCCAUGUUCAUCAGAGAAAUUGUUCUGUACUUUUUUCUUGGUUGUGUCUCAAAGUUUGACAUCGGGACAAUACAGACUUCAGAGAAAGAGUUUGGUAUCAUUCCUUCUGUUUGUGAUUAGUAGAUGGGUAUGAGAAGCAUUGGUUAGAUUUUCUUUAAAAGUUCAUAGUAUUCAGUACUGAAUCUGUCCAGACCUGAACUUUUCUUUGGAGAGAGAACUAUAAUUAUCACUUCAAUCUCAUAGCUUAUUAUGGGUCUAUUUAAAUUGUUUCUAAUUCCUAGGUUUAGUUUUGAUCGACCAUAUACAUUUAGAAAUUUAUCUUUCUUCUAGGCUUUCUAGAUUUUUGGAAUAUAAGAUUUUGGAUCAUCCAGAACAAAAUAUGCAUGGAAACACUACCAUGAAACCUAAUAUUUUGUUACUUUAGAACAAAAAUAAAAUAAAAUUUUUAUAUGAAAAACAUAUUAAAAUAGGAAUGAAUAAUGGAAAAUAUUUUAGUAAAUUUUUACUCUUAUAUAUUAAAUAUAAAAUUAUAGUUUGGUUUUUAUAAAUAUAUUAUAAAUUAUAUAUUUUUGUUUGUUUGUUUGUCUUUUAGGUUUUGGGGUUUUUUUUGACAGGGAUUCUCUGUGUAGCCCUGAGUGUCCUGGAACUUGUUCUGUAUACAGGCUGGCCAUGAACGCAGAGAUCUGCCUUUCUCUGCCUCUUGAGUGCUGGAAUUAAAGAAAUAUGCCACUAUUGCCCAC